Molecule: messenger RNA, 2336 nt
Organism: Coffea eugenioides
Lineage: Eukaryota; Viridiplantae; Streptophyta; Magnoliopsida; Gentianales; Rubiaceae
Product: histone-lysine N-methyltransferase, H3 lysine-9 specific SUVH4
Exons: 15
Coding region: 68-2158 (696 amino acids)
Cellular component (GO): nucleus
Molecular function (GO): zinc ion binding; protein binding; histone methyltransferase activity
Source: RefSeq, a predicted model, not a curated record
CCUCCUCUCUCUCUCACACACACACACACACCGAAUCACUCUGCCAUUUGAUACCUCACCCAGUUAGAUGGUGGUGCAAUGCACCCUCAAAGUAACUAACGACAGCCUCGAGAUCUCUGACAUGGCUGCCGACGCCAAAUGCAACCACGAGGAUGUUGUUCCCUCCCACGACGACUGCAGCAGCCGGGGUGCGAGGAGGAGUAGCGCCAGACUCAAGCUGCUCCAGGAGAAGAAGUCCCACCAACAACCGCAAAAGAAAAGGACCCUCUCGCCACCACCAUGUCACAACCUCAAAGUCAACAAGGUUUCCCAAACUCCUUCCACCCCUAACCACAAAAAACGGAAGCUUGGUGACGAGGAUGCCCAUCCCCCUGGUCCUACUGCUACCCCUGGACCUCACCACCGCCAUCUUGAUCACGACUUCCACCAGACACAAGAUGCCCAUGCCGACGCCGACGCUGACGCCCACGGCAACCCGGUUCCAACUGAGAGGAGCGCCUCUGCCAGUGUUACGGAAACACUUAGGCAGUUUAACAAAUGCUACCUCCAUUUUGUUCAGGAAGAGGAGAAAAGAUGUGGCAAGCUGGACGAUCGGCAAAAAAACAAGGCUUCUUGUCCUAAGGAGAACAUAGCUGAAGAUGAUACUAAAAGGGGUUCCAAGCGACCCGAUCUGAAGGCCAUAACUAAGAUGAAGGAGACAUGCUCUGUUUUAAACCCAACAAAAAUGAUAGGCUCCAUUCCAGGGAUUGACGUCGGUCAUCAAUUCUUUUCACGUGCGGAGAUGGUUGUGCUGGGUUUUCAUAGCCAUUGGCUUAAUGGAAUUGACUACAUAGGGCAAGCAAGAAGAUCGGACCUGGGUGACUACAAGUUACCACUUGCAGUAUCAAUUGUUUUAUCUGGCCAGUAUGAGGAUGAUCUGGAUAAUUUUGAGGAAAUAGUGUACACUGGUCAAGGUGGUAAUAACUUGCUUGGUGACAAGCGUCAGAUCAAGGAUCAAGUAAUGAGACUUGGUAACUUGGGGCUCAAGAACUGCAUCGAGCAUUCAGUGCCAGUUCGAGUUGUGCGUGGGCAUAAAUGUACAAAUAGUUAUGUUGGGAAAGUCUACACAUAUGAUGGUUUGUAUAAGGUUGUUAAUUACUGGGCAGAGAAAGGUGUUUCCGGAUUCACUGUAUAUAAGUUUCGACUAAAGCGGCUGGAGGGUCAACCUCCUUUGACCACUAGUCAGGUGCAUUAUACUCGAAGUCGUGUGCCUGACUCCAUUGCUGAAAUACGUGGGUUGGUUUGCAAGGACAUUACUGGAGGGCAGGAGGAUAUUCCAAUUCCAGCAACCAAUUUGGUUGAUGAUCCUCCAGUUCCACCUACAGGCUUCACCUACCAUAAGGACAUGAAAUUUGCUAAAAAUGUUAAGCUUCCUUUGAAUGCUUCUGGAUGUAGUUGUAGGGGCACAUGCACCGAUCCUGGAGUUUGUGCCUGUGCUAAGUUAAAUGGUUCAGACUUUCCGUAUGUUUUCCGUGAUGGUGGCAGGUUGAUUGAACCCAAGGCUGUUGUAUUUGAGUGCAAUCCAAAUUGUGGUUGUGGACCUGGUUGUGUAAAUCGGAUCUCUCAAAGAGGACUGAAGUAUCGUUUAGAGGUUUUUCGUACUCCAAAUAGGGGUUGGGGUGUCAGAUGUUGGGAUUAUAUACCUUCUGGUGCACCCAUUUGUGAAUAUAUAGGGCGUCUAACAAAGACAGAUGAUAUCGACUCUGCUGCUGGAAACAGUUACAUAUUUGACAUAGAUUGUUUGCAGACAAUGAAGGGGCUGGAUGGACGAGAGAGACGAUUGCGAGAUGUAUCAUUACCUGUAAAUCUGGAGAAUGAUGAUGAUAAGAUGUCUGAAAGUGUCCCAGAGUUCUGCAUUGAUGCUGGCUCUGCAGGCAAUGUUGCAAGGUUCAUCAACCACAGUUGUCAGCCUAACCUCUUUGUCCAGUGUAUUUUGAGCACCCACCAUGAUAUCAAACUUGCAAGGGUGGUGCUCAUUGCUGCAGAUAAUAUACCCCCACUAAAGGAGCUUACAUACGACUACGGGUACGCCCUUGAUAGUGUUGCAGGCCCUGAUGGCAUUAUUAAGCAGAUGCCUUGCUACUGCGGUGCAGCUGAUUGUAGGAAACGCUUGUUCUAGUUGGAUGGUCUUGGCUCCCCGCGUUUGUGUUUGCUUGUACCUUUUUGUUCUUGUUAAGCCCCAUUCCCGAGGGGUGGUGGCAGGCAGGGUUGGGGGAGUUACUGAAAUGCAGUUUCUCUUAAACUUUUGCUUGCCAAUUAUUGGGGUAAUGUUUAUAUUUAAACUGUAAUUCUUGCUC